Aspergillus aculeatinus CBS 121060 is the source of this 428-nucleotide messenger RNA. RefSeq lists its product as uncharacterized. The coding region runs from base 62 to 283 and encodes 73 amino acids. NCBI's taxonomy places the organism in Eukaryota, Fungi, Ascomycota, Eurotiomycetes, Eurotiales, Aspergillaceae. The record is from RefSeq and is a predicted model, not a curated record. The transcript has a single exon.
CUACCUACCACUGCGGGCUGCAGACCUCUUCGGCAGAAGCGAAGUAUGAGUAACUAUACCUAUGCGCAUUGUGGACAAGAUUCAUAAACUUGUAACAGCUCGCAUCUGUAACUUUUCCUCUUCCUUUUUCUUUCUUUCACUUUUUGCAGGAUGCGACGAUUCUUUGGAAAUCACUAGCGCUCGACCAAGCGCUGGAUCACAUUCUAAUCAAAUUUCCGACGCGACCGUGGUAAGCUAUCGCAUAUUGUGGUUGCACACCCAUCAAUCGGACAAUGAACCGUGACUACCGUGGGCCUCUAAGCGCCCUUCCGUCCAUAGUAUACUACUGUUGUCCCAAAAUCUAUAGUUAUCGUUUGGGAAUCUCGAGACGAAUAUACAAUCAUGUGAUUGCUCCGAUACUUAAUGAGAGGAGAACGUAGAGAGCUCGC